This is a messenger RNA of Python bivittatus (Burmese python), 2127 nucleotides long. It is a transcript of the gene CHRNG, whose product is annotated as cholinergic receptor nicotinic gamma subunit. Gene Ontology annotation, biological process: monoatomic ion transmembrane transport. The record is from RefSeq and is a predicted model, not a curated record. Gene Ontology annotation, cellular component: postsynaptic membrane. Gene Ontology annotation, molecular function: acetylcholine-gated monoatomic cation-selective channel activity; transmembrane signaling receptor activity. Lineage: Eukaryota; Metazoa; Chordata; Lepidosauria; Squamata; Pythonidae.
UCGGUCGCCCGCCAUGCCCCGCCCUGCCCUUUCUCCGUUGCCCGUCGGGCCUCAGGUGCUCAGACGGCUGCAGCGCGCAGAGGGACAAAUGGAGCGGCACCAGGAAGGGGAGCUCAGUGGUCCUGAGCCGGAAUCAGGAGGAACAGCUUUUCAACGAUCUGAUGGCCAAUUAUAACCGCAAUUUUCGCCCUGCUGCAGACAAAGGGGACAUUGUAAAUGUUUCCCUUAAGGUUACCCUCACCAACCUGAUCUCACUGAACGAAAUCGAUGAGGCUCUCACAACGAAUGUCUGGGUAGAGAUGAAAUGGAAAGAUUACCGUCUGCAGUGGGACCCAGAGAAUUAUGACAACAUCAGCUGUUUACGGAUCCCUUCGACCUUGCUCUGGCUGCCAGAUAUAGUCCUGGAGAACAACAUCGAUGGGGUCUUUGAUGUCGCCUUAUAUGCCAACGCUUUGGUGGCUCCUGAUGGAAACAUCACUUGGUUGCCCCCAGCUAUUUACCGGAGUGUCUGUUCCAUUUUCGUCACCUAUUUCCCUUUCGAUUGGCAAAACUGCUCCAUGGUGUUCCAAUCUCAGACCUACAAUGCCCUUGAAAUCAACCUCUUGUUGACCGUUGAAGAGGGAAAAACAAUUGAAUGGAUUUAUAUUGAUCCUGAAGCCUUCACAGAGAAUGGCGAGUGGGCGAUCAAGCACCGGCCAGCCAAGAAGAUUGUGAAUGCUGCACACUUCACCCCGAGCGACAUCGGGUACCAGCAAAUCGUCUUCUUCCUGAUCAUCCAGAGGAAGCCCCUGUUCUACAUCGUCAACAUUAUCAUCCCCUGCGUGCUCAUUUCCUUCGUGGCCUUGCUGGUGUACUUCCUGCCUGCGAAAGCGGGCGGACAGAAGUGCACGGUCUCCAUCAAUGUCCUCUUAGCCCAGACCGUCUUCCUUUUUCUGAUUGCAAAAAAGGUGCCGGAAACAUCUCAGGCGGUGCCGCUCAUCGGGAAGUACUUAACCUUCCUUCUGGUGGUGACCAUUGUUAUCAUCAUGAAUGCCGUUAUCGUCCUCAAUGUUUCUCUGCGGACCCCCAAUACCCAUUCGAUGUCGGAGCGAGUCCGACAGGUGUUCCUGCACCUGGUGCCCCAUUACCUCGGCAUGCACAUGAGACGCAUCUCCGUACCUGCUGGGAAUCAGAUCGUGCGUCGACGGAGCUCCUUGGGGCUCAUGGCGAAAGCUGAGGAGUACAUGCUGUGGAAGGCACGGAGUGAGCUCCUGUUUGAGAGGCAGAAGGAACGAGACGGGUUGAUGAAGAUCCUCCUGGCAAAGAUCGGAAAAGGGUUGGAGAACAGAUGUCCCCAGGACUUUUGCAACAGCCUGCGCCACACCGCUCCGGAAAUCCAGACCUGUGUGAAUGCCUGCAACCACAUCACCCGGACUUUGCAAGAGAAGAAUGACUUUGAUAGUGAAAACGAAGAAUGGAUCCUGGUGGGGAGAGUCAUUGACCGGGUCUGCUUCCUGAUCAUGGCCUCUGUUUUUAUUUUUGGCACCGUUGGCAUCUUCCUGAUGGCCCACUUCAAUCAAGCCCCAGCAGCACCCUUUGUGGGAGAUCCAAGGCGGUACCUGCCCUAGAGGUGGGCGAGGACCGGGAGCCAGCCCUUGACUCGUCUCGUUGCUUGGAGGAGGGUUAUCCUGAGAGCAAGGCUAUAGCACAAGGUUUUGGGGUUUAACCUGGGAACUGCGGGCUUUGAAAUAACCCUUUAGACCCUCCCUGCCCUCUGCAGAAGGCUAAGACUUCUGGCCAACGCAGUUUCUCCAGGAAGAGCUAAAACAGACAUUUCCACCCUGGCAAGAGCUUGGGAAGAGCCUCACCUCUGAUUUCUCUGGGGACUGUGGAAGACUCCGUUCCCCUUCAGCAGCCGCAGCAGGUGCUUUCAAUAGGCCAUAACUGUCCUAUCUCACAGGGCUGGGCUUUGGACUGGAUCUCCAAAAGUGCUUUGCAGAGUGGGGGAGCAGGAAUGUAGCACCGGUUUGUCAGUGCCGGAAACCACUUUUCUCCACGAUUGCACAGCAGUGGUGCAAUGCUUGAGUUCUCAUAUGCCCUGAAGCACCAUCUAGAGCAAUGUUUCUCAACCUUGGGAGCUUGAAGAUG